Messenger RNA from Paramecium pentaurelia, 1090 nucleotides. Lineage: Eukaryota; Ciliophora; Oligohymenophorea; Peniculida; Parameciidae. The record is from the annotation of a GenBank genome assembly.
AUGAAUAAAAUCCAGCUUGUGAAUCUCAAAUCAAUUUAAUUGACUAAGAAAUUCAAAAAGAAGAAAAAUUACUUAUCAAAUCAAAAUGGAUUUAAUCUGAAUUGGAUGUUGUCAAGUAGUAAAUUCUGUAAAUAGCCAAUCUCACUUUCUCUUAUUAUAAAUUACAUUUCCCUAUCAAUUCUUCUGUCUCUAUCAAAGAGCAUAUUAAAUUUAUUCAAAUAAUAAGAAAUUUAAACUAUAACUGGACUACCUUGGAUGACAUUUUUAAAUAGUAAAGAGUAUGUAAUAAUCCAUGAUAUAGUAUAGAUUACAAUUAGAAAGAAUGAAAUUAAUAAAAUCACAAAAGUUAAUUGAUGAACCAAUCCAUCCUAAGAUUGCCAAUUAUAAAAUAGACUUUACUUAUGUCUAAUACUUAUUUAAUAAAUAUUACAAUUCCAAAAAUAUUGAUUACAAAUAGCCAUAUCAAUUACUAAAUUUAUUGGUUAAAAAAAAGUUGUAUAGAAUCAAUAAUCGUAUUUGCAUGAGCAUAACAAGUUUGGAAGAUGUUCCUCAACUGCAAUUAAUUAAUACGAAUCUGAUAUAACCAAUCUUAAAUUAUGACUAAUUUAAUAGUACAUUUGAAAAAAGAAUGAAUAAAUUAAUGAACAGAAACUCAUAGAUUUAACAGUCCAUACGUUAAUACAACUAUCUCUAUUAUAAUUAGAGAACUUCUAUUCCAAAUUGCAAGACUUCAGAUGAUCUUCCAACCUUAUAGAGAUAAAAAUUAAAUCAUAAUUGUGAAUCAGAUAUAUUAAUACUUCCUGAUCAUAGAACUUAGAGAACAAAUUAUAGAUUUGCAAAAUUAAUUGAAAGAUAAGAAAAUAAAAAUGUUAAACCAAUAAACAUUAAAGAUUAAAUGGAAUUAGUAUUAAUGUAGAAAAUUAAACGUCAUCACACAUCUUCCGAAAGAGAUGAUUCUAAGUAAAUUAGUAGAUCUCAAUUAUUAAGAAGUGUGAAAUCAGAGCAUUUAUUGAUUGAGUAAGAAAUUUUCUUUAAAAAAUUUUUAUAGCCAAUAAAAGAAUAAAAAUUUAAAAUAAAACAAAACAAAUGA